AUGGACGAACGACCGCACAAGGCACAUAGAGCAGCUCAGUCUGGAGCGAAGGCGGAGAAGAAGAGUAAAGCCAAAGGAAAAGAGAAACAGAAAGGUUUCAACGAGAAGGCUUUCGCCCCAAAAUCAGGUCGUCGAGCAGAACGUCAAGGUCGUAGAAAUGUGGAACGCGACCAGACACGUCUCCAUGUUCCCCUCGUCAACCGCACUCCUGACGAUCAACCUCCUCCGGUCAUCGUCGCUAUAGUUGGACCUCCCGGAGUAGGUAAGACUACUCUCCUCAAGAGUCUGGUUCGGAGAUACACCAAACAAACUCUCAACGACGUCAAGGGCCCGGUGACUGUUGUCAGUGGCAAGAACAAACGAUUGACUUUCAUCGAAUGCAAUAAUGACCUCACGUCCAUGAUCGACAUUGGCAAAAUUGCGGACCUUGAAACGUUUGAGUUUCUCAACAUCCUCCAAUCCCACGGAUUCCCCAAAGUCAUCGGGGUCCUCACGCAUCUCGAUCUCAUAAAAAAGGCAGCUACCCUUCGUGCAACCAAGAAGGCCCUGAAAAAGCGUUUCUGGACUGAAAUUUAUCAGGGCGCCAAGCUCUUCUACCUCUCAGGCGUGCUAAAUGGGCGGUAUCCGGAUACCGAGAUCCUCAACCUCUCCCGGUUCAUCAGCGUCAUGAAGUUCCGGCCCCUUGUCUUCCGCAACACACACCCGUACCUGCUCGCCGACCGUAUUGAAGAUCUGACGCCGCGCGAGCUCGUACGAACGACGAAAGGCAAAUGUGACCGGACGGUGACGCUCUACGGAUACCUGCGCGGGACGAAUCUGAGACAUGGGAUGAACGUGCAUAUCCCCGGCGUCGGCGACUUGGGCGUGAAGAGCAUCACGAUGCUGGGCGACCCAUGUCCGCUCCCUACAGCAGAGUCGGAGAAGCGCAGGAAGUUGAGUGAAAAGAAGAAACUGUUAGUGCACGCACCCAUGAGUGAUGUGGGAGGCGUGACGUAUGACAAGGAUGCGGUUUAUAUCAACGUCCCGGGAAGUUUCACCCGGGGUAACACAGACGUUCCUCAGGGUGAAGGCGAGCAAAUGGUGCUGGAUCUUCAGGAUGCGGGAGAGACACUGGAGGACGCAGUCGCCCGGAGUCAGAUUAGGCUCUUUGGUUCAUCGUCGAAACCCAUCGUCGUGAACUCAGGAAACGAUGACGAGGCAUCUGACAGUGAAGGAAGCGAGGUUGAGUAUCAUGACGAGGAAGCAGAAGACGACUUUGGAGAGUACGGGAGCGAUUCCGAAGGUGAUGAUGGCGACGAUAGCUCAGCAAUGGACGAGGAGGGGUGGGAGAGCGAUGGAGACGGAGACGGAGAUGAAGCGGAGGGACAAUCCCAUGACCGAGGGCGUUCCGGUCCUCGAAGAGGCAUGCGUACCAUGCGAGACUUGCCAUCGACGGACCCUAAACGUGGAGACGUGGAGUACGCCGAGAGUGACUCUGAUCUUGGGGACCUUGACGAGGAAGAAGCCGGGAGAAGGAUGUCAUUUGAGGAGGAUGAGGCACUGGAUCAGAAUGAGGAUGAUGAGAGCGACGCGGAACAGGAAGUGCCCCGGUGGAAGGAGAAUUUGGCUUUGAAAGCUUCGGAAGCCUUCGAUUCACGGCGGAAGAGAGCGAAGGACUGGAUGAAGCUCAUAUAUAUGAGUGAACUAUCCCCUGAAGCCAUAUUACGCGACACGUCCUCGAAGGAUUCAGCAGAGAAUCAUGAAGGGGAAGAGGGAGACGAGGAGUUCUUCCACGUCAAGAAGAAGUCGGACCCUCUCGCAGAUGCCGAUGAGGACAUGGACAUGACGAAAGAGCCAGUUGAUCCACAAGAGCUGAAGCAAUGGGAAGACGAGGAGCUUCUCAAUUCGUUGCGUCGAUGUUUCAUCACUGGUGGCGUCCAAGCAGCUGACGACGGGUACGAAGACCUCGAUGGCGAUUUCGAGGACUUAGAGGCUGACGGCGAUGCCGCUUCUGCUGAAGUUGAUGCUCCCGAGGAUCCUGAGGCAGCGAAGGCUGCUGAGCUCGCGGCAAAGAAAGAGGCCCUUAAGCGCAAGUUCGACGAACAGUACGACGACCCCGAGGCAUCGAAGAUGGAUUUCUACGAGGAGAAGAAGGAGGAGAUGGCACGCCAACUGCAACUCAAUAAGGCCGAGUUCGAAGAUGUCGACCCGGAAGCCCGCGCCCUCGUAGAAGGCUAUCGACCUGGUACGUACGUGCGCCUGGAGUUGACGGACGUUCCCUGCGAAAUGAUUGAGAACUUCGACCCUCGGUACCCGAUCAUUGUUGGAGGCCUACUGCCGUCGGAGGUGCGCUUUGGCUUUAUUCAAGUCCGCAUCAAGCGUCAUCGGUGGUAUACCAAGACAUUAAAGACCAAUGACCCGUUGAUCUUUUCGCUCGGAUGGAGGCGAUUCCAGACUGUGCCGAUUUACUCCCUCGACGACCAUUCCAUCCGUAUGCGCAUGCUGAAGUACACUCCUGAGCACAUGCACUGUUACGCGACGUUCUACGGACCCGUAGCAGCUCCUAACACGGGCUUCUGCGCGUUCAAUUCGCUUUCAGGGGAGGUCUCGGGAUUCCGCGUGUCCGCUACAGGUGUUGUCUUGGACAUAGACCGUUCAGUGAAGAUUGUGAAAAAACUGAAGCUGACCGGCGUGCCGUACAAGAUAUUCAAGAACACUGCUUUCGUCAAGGACAUGUUCAAUUCGUCUUUGGAGGUUGCUAAAUUUGAGGGUGCUAACAUCAAGACGGUGUCUGGCAUUCGCGGACAAAUCAAAAAGGCUCUCGCUAAGCCUGAAGGUGCCUUCAGAGCGACCUUCGAGGACAAAGUCCUCAUGAGCGAUAUUGUUUUCCUCCGAGCAUGGUAUUCCAUACAGCCCCGCAAAUUCUAUAAUCCUGUCACGUCCCUGCUGUUGUCGGACAAGUCACGUUGGCAGGGCAUGCGACUCACCGGCGAAGUCCGUCGAGAACAAGGGCUUCACGCCCCAGUCAACGCAGACUCGACCUACAAGCCAGUGCAACGCCCUCCCCGUCGCUUCAAUACGUUGAAGAUUCCUCGUAAACUCCAAGCGAGCUUGCCGUAUGCGUCGAAGCCUAAGCUCAUGAAACCACAGCACAAGCAGACGUAUAUGCAGAAGCGUGCUGUCGUAUUGGAGCCUGAGGAGAAGAAAGCCAUCGCUCUCCUGCAGCAGAUCCGUGCAUUGAGAAAGGACCAAGUUGCUCGACGUCGCGAGAAGCAGCAGGAGAGGAAGGCUGAGCGGAUGAAGAAGAUAGAGAAGGAGGAGAGUAAGAAGCUCGAGAAGGAUAAGGAAAAGAGGAAGGAAAUCAUGCGAGUAGCGGGCAUCAAGAGUAAACGGGAAACGGAAAGGGAGGAGGGCGGUGGGAGCAGGAAACGACGGAAGACAUAG
This is a messenger RNA of Gloeophyllum trabeum ATCC 11539, 3423 nucleotides long. RefSeq names its product DUF663-domain-containing protein. Lineage: Eukaryota; Fungi; Basidiomycota; Agaricomycetes; Gloeophyllales; Gloeophyllaceae. Gene Ontology annotation, cellular component: nucleus; 90S preribosome. Bases 1 to 3423 code for a protein of 1140 amino acids. Gene Ontology annotation, biological process: endonucleolytic cleavage of tricistronic rRNA transcript (SSU-rRNA, 5.8S rRNA, LSU-rRNA); ribosome biogenesis; maturation of SSU-rRNA from tricistronic rRNA transcript (SSU-rRNA, 5.8S rRNA, LSU-rRNA). Gene Ontology annotation, molecular function: GTPase activity; U3 snoRNA binding; GTP binding. The transcript is spliced from 6 exons. The record is from RefSeq and is a predicted model, not a curated record.